AUGGCGACGGCAAGAGAAGACGCGAAAACUCAGGAACUAAACCUCAUCUUUAAGUCUUUAGGAGAGAGAGGGAAUGAAGGUGAUAUAUGGAAGGAAUUUACCGAAAAUACUCUGUGUUACUUGUUACAAAAGAUGCCUGAAUUUAUCAGCAAAGCGUUUCCAAACAAAAGUAUCGGUGUCAUGUUUCGACUUUACGGAAGUGCCGUCGAAGACUUGAAAAGCCUAGCAACGGAUGAUAUUGGAGAUCUGGAUAUCGUGAUCAUUCCCAAAUCAGAAGAUUUGUUCAUUCACGACGAAAUGAUCGAAUAUUUGCCGCAGCACCCUCUGCACGUUAGAAUCAAAGGCAGGAAUCACCCUCUCUUACAGUCCUGUCUUGUGGAAGACACGCCUUACGUCGCCACUUCAGCCAUCAAGAAUUUCCAUCCUGCGAUUUACGGCACAUCAGCGUCUCAUAUGAUAAAUCAUUUAACUCGCGGCAUUCAGAUAGGAUCUCGAGAAAAUUGGGGCCAAGUCGUUGGGGAAUGGAAAAAGAAAGAGGACGGACCGGCUCUUCAGGUGAAGGGUUCCCAGUCAUUUGGUCCUAUUUCUGGGGAGAUGAAAAGGAUGAAUAAUCCUCAGAACUUGAUUAAUUGCGACCCAGCUGAGUGGGACUGGUUCGCUCAAUUUUUAACCAACGCCAGUGGAUUUGAAUAUAGUAGAGAACACGCAGAAAUUUUGGGCGAAUUCAUGACAUUUGCCAAUGAUAUACAGAUGUCCUGGCAUGAGAGAGGUCUCCUAAACCAACCUCAGGCGCUCCCCGGUUUUGUGCAAGAGCUGAUUUCCAGCGAGCGCGUUAAGCAGCUCAGGGAACGAGUUGUCACUAUUCAGCAAAGUAGUCAUAAUCAAAACGAAAGCGAACUGAGUGGAGAACACUUGGCGGAAGCGGAACAGCACAGUAAUGAUCAAAGUGUCACGCCAGGAAGCUGUCACGGAAACGAAACAGGAAGUAAGAAGGAUAAGGUCUUGCAAGAGGCUUCUCUCUCUACCAGUGAGUCAUUCCUCACUCCAAAAAAUUCUCGUGACAGUCAUAACACGGCCGAAAACUUAGGUACGACUUUAAGUCAAUCAACGAUGAGAGAGUUGUCAGAAAGCCCUUACCAGUCAGCACAACACACCAUGCCAAAGAAAGUAAGUGAAACAGGUGUAAACGAGAAAAAAGAACAGGGACAGAAUGAAGACGGCACCGACGAGAGUGAAAGUGAGUCUAUUAACACAGCGAAACCACCCUUUGCAGAAAAAGGGGAGCCUAGCUAUUCAGAUUUCAAGAGUGUUUCAGGUGAAAAAAACAUCCUUUUGGAACACAUAUUUCGACCUUUCAGUCAAGAAAGCAAGGCUCCUUGGAAAAAAACAGAUGCAAAAGACGGCAAGAAAGCAACCAUUGCGGGUGGAGCUGAUUUAGUUCCUGCCCUUAGAUGUCCUGGGUGGCCGCGAGUUGCAAAAGAUUGGAUCAAACGAAAACGAAAAUGGCCUUCACCUGACGUGAUUGACAAAGUUGUCCAGGAGGGCUUCCAUUUAGUAGUAAAGCCUCCGAAGGAUGGCGGAAAUCCAAAAUGUGACUUCAGAAUUGCCUUUAACCAUGCAGAAUACCUGUUAAGCCAAGCGAUGAAUGACAUUCAGCGCGACUGUUACCGAUGCUUGAAGAAAUUUCAUCGUGCUUUCCUCAAGGAUCCAAAGGGUUUGGUGACAUUUCACUUGAAGAACCUACUUCUGCAAACAAUCGAGGAAACCGGUGCCGAACUGUGGAUCGAAAGUAACAGAGUCGAGUGCGUGAUGAAGCUCUUCGGAAACCUUUUGCAGGCUCUCACAAAGAAAGAGUUGCCACAUUUUUUUGUGAGAUCUUACAACCUGUUUAGUGAAGAUUACAUUGAUGAUCCCGAGAUUCUUGAUGUAUUGGCUAGAAAAGUUGAGAAGAUCAUGGAAAAUCCCAUGCAAUCAGCUAAACAGUUGAUUCAGAAAGAGGCAUCUGCAGUUCAAGCACCGAUGGAAGAGAAAGGCAUUUUAAGCAACGGACUGGCAGUCAAAACUGCUUCCAAAGCCGACGGAUUUGAUGGCCACAUGGUGCUACCAAGUACUCUAAAAAGGGACGACACUCGUCCAGUUAGCAGCUCGUCAAGGCGGAGCUAUCGCUUUCAUGAUCUGAAAGAUGCCUAUCUUGCCAGCAGCCAAGAGUUAACUGCCAUGGCUUUUAACGCUGAUGAUCUCACAAUUGAAUCCCUCGACCCUCUCACAAGGUCCUUGGUAGGUGAUCUCAAAGAAAUGAUCAAAACCCACAACUUAAACGCUGCAGAAUUCCGUAGAAUGUUUGAAGCAAUCUGGGGCGCAAUCUACUGGAAAGUUUGGUUGAAUCCUGAACCAAACAUGAGGCUCCGAAUGCUUGAUGCAAUCCAAGGUGUGGUUGAAACGUGGAAGUACAUAAUGAAACAAGACGACUUUGCACCGGAGAACGUGGAAGCCCUAGCUGAAAGAUUGCUUAAUCCAGACCCUGAAGCCGAUCCUUUCGACUUGACCAACCUAUGGCCAGCUGGUAUAGGGACCCAGCUUCUCACCCGAUUUUUCAACAGUUUGACUCCAAGUUCAGCUGAUGAAACCAAAGAGGUUAAUCUCGAUAAGGACAUUCCCCUGGACUGAAGUAAUGUUUAUAUGUGGACAUGGAGCCGGAUCGACCGCACCUUGCUCGUGUCUUGUACAGUGCUGACAUUCAUUUCGGUUUCGACUGUUUUAAAUCAGUAGUAACCAUGGGUUUUGCGUCCAAUAUAAAAAAGGUGAAUCAUUAAGCUAGUUUAAGCCUAUGUUCACACUCGGAAAGCUUUUGCGCCGGUACUAUAACCAUACCCGGGAUAGGGCAAGUUCUGUUCACACAUCAGAACAGUGAUUUCGGCGAUUUAGUCUGAAAAGGAGCAAAGCUGCGCAGCGCCAAUCUCUGAGUGGAGAGUCGAAUUUCGGAUACGCGGUAUAGCGGAUAGCUUUUUGUAUCGGUAUAGUGCUAACAUAGUAACCUGAAAUCAAACUUAACAUAUGCAGGCCAGUCAGGCAACCGCAAUGCCCGUUUUCACACUAGAAACGGAUAAUCCAUCUUCAAAACUGUUUUGACGGUUAGCAAGAUAUACAAAGUCAGGCGGAUUGUUCAUCCAAAAUUAAAACCAUUCCAUUUUCAAAUUAAGACGUAUUAUGUUUCUGACGCGAAUUAUCCAGGAAUAAUCCGUCUCUAUUGUGAAAACAGCCAGUGUAUAAUACGACUAAUAGUACAUAGACAACAUUAUUUGCAGCAACAUCCACGUUUAAGUUUUAGAGUCAAUCCUCCUUAAUACGGAUACCAAAAAGGACAGGAGAGGCAAGUGUUCGAAUCAAAAAGACGUCCGUAUGGGGCUUUGGCAGAAUACGUUGACAUGGUACAAAAAGAACGACGUAUAGGGGCAACAAAACAAAGAGAACAAAAAGCUAAUAUCCUUUCUUUCCAAGUUCCCACAUGCGUCGUUUGCCAUCCAGCAAUUGAAAAAGGGCCCAUUACCGUAGGUAAGAAUGUUAUGAAAAGAAGUACUCCUUGAGGAGUAGUAGCUCUAAGCCUUGUACUGAGAUUGUUUGAUGAAAAUCAGAGAUUGUUUCCCUGGAUAUUUAAGUUCGUUUUUCUGAAAAUUGGGCUAUAUGUUUUUUAACCGGUGGUUUGUUUUAACCUUGGCGCCAGACUCAGAGCGCUGUUUUGUGUCACGUGUACGUGUGAAUGACCGCGACGGUUCCGCGACAACGAGUGCGGAGGAUUCGUGUUAAGGCAUGAGCCCAUGUUCCUAUCGUCAACAUCAAGAUACUUAGAUUUUUUUGGCGAGAAGGUACUUGAUCUUAUUAUUCUUUCACAUACGAUAUGGUACCAGUUUUAAAGACGCUUGGUCUUUCUCCCACAUCGACAAGAACAAGAAGCAACAUUUUUAAGGACCAUUUUGACCAAACAACACCUUAGUGCCGAAACAUUGCUUUUAACUGCUAUAGUCAAGCCAGGUCAAGCGUAGCUAUCCCCCACCCCCCGAAGAUUCCAUUAAAGAAUAGAUUAUUUGAAAAACGAAUCCGUUAGUAGUUGGCGCAACUUAUGUCAAAUUCAAAUAUGCAUUCCUGCAUGCGUCAUGAGCAGUGAAUUUUUUAAAGACAACCGCUCUGUAUUCGGUCAAAUGGAUAAAAAUGCUUUGAGGACAUUUACAUCAAAUUCAAGAAAACUGAGCUGGUAGAAAUGUCAUAACUACCUGGUGUAUGAAUAGACCUUUUCCGCAUUCCUGUAAACAAAGGCACCAACUCGAGGCUCAGGUGGACAAAAUACAGUGGUUUGUAUGAAAUUGUCCACCUGAGCCUCGUCCUCAUUUCUUUAUGUUUGCUCACUGGGGCGUAAUGUGGGAAAGGUCUAUUCACUGCUCAUUACAGGAACAUACAGGAACGAGAGAUGAAACUGAUUCAACAUUCGAAUAAUACAUUCAUAAAUGGAAUCAUACGCUUGUCCUGGCUUGACUGUAAUGGCUAGUAUUUUGAUCAAAAUCAAGCUUCGACUUGCGAAUUAGCGGCCUAAAAUUAAAGAGCAACGACUAUUUAUCUAUAUUUAGUACCUCUUCUUCCGCGUUAAGGAGCAAAAAUUAACAAACAUCCACCAGGUGGCCACCUCUUCACGAGAAACUUCACAGUAUUGACAGCUGCCAGUUUAAUGGACCACACGUUGCACAAAACGAACAACCUAGCCUAAUUUUCAAAACGGAAACGCCGAUCAGUUUCAGAAACAGACCCUUAUUUUCAAAAACAAACUCCGAUUUCCGUAAAAGAACUAACUUCGAUCUUCAAAAACAACUCCGAUUUUCGAAAAAGAAAAACAACACUCAAACUCCGAUUUCCGGAAAAACAAACUCCGUUUCCUGUAAACACUGAUGUUCUGAAGCUUCCAUGUAUUUAUUGGUAGGAAUUUGAAUGAGUAGGAAAACAGUCUACAGAAAAUGUAAUGCGUAAUUAAAUAACGAACUUAAUGUUUAAACACGUCAUUAAAAUACGACAAUACAUAUUAUUUUUAAAUAUUUAAUAUUGGUGUGACGAGAGGUCCCUGAUUAGGCGUGGCGAGGAUUCAACGACGUUUAUCUUCAGAUUCGGUACAAUCGGCCAUUUUCACGCGAAACUGAUUUCUUCGUUUAUAUUCCGAUUCAGAUAAGACUUUAAUAUCCUCUGGUCAAGCUUUUUGGAAACAAUGUUUGGAGCUAUGUAUCUUCUUUUGCUGCAGGAUGUUUAAAAUCUUAUUUUUCAAACGUUGUUUAAAUGGGUGUGUUGAUAAGUGUUAUUGAAGACGUCCCCCACCUUGCUGGACGUUUGCGUGUUUGGCGAACGUGGUUUAUUCAUGGGCGUCACAGCAACUAAAGCUUAAAUGACAUGGUUCUCUUUAAAUCCAUUUAAAUCGGCAAUUUUCUCACCAAACGGAUGUCCGUGUUUAUUUUGACUAAAAGAAAAUAUCAACAUUUUGGAGACAAGGCCAAUGUUUUUGGGUUGUGAUUCGAUGGCGUGUUUUUCUUCUUUUCGGAGUUAUAAGGGCGUGGUCCGCAGUACUACCGGCGUGUAUUACCUGCCCACGCAACAAUAAAAGCAAUAUUUCAUUGCGAAAGUAUAUGUUUUUUCGAGGGCGUCGCUUAGAAUGUUGCGUUAAACGCAUGUAUAGUAUAAAUAUGGGCCAGCAACAACGCCUUUUUUCCUUAUCAACCAGAUUUCUGAAUUUACCUUGGCCCAGGUAAAACUCUUAUGCUUACUCCGUUCAAUCUAGAAAAGGAUGCACUCUUGACAAAACUAUUUACAGCCAUGUAGACUUGUUUUGUUGUUUGAUUUGCGUUAGUAUUUUCUUCGGAUCUGAGUAGGCGUGGCAGAAAAACUUUCCCGCCCACGCUAAUGGUAACCAGGUAGCUGGGUUAACCUAUUUUCGAGUGUAGAAAAAUCCAACACUUACUGGGUUUCUUAAUAGUAUAAAAAAGAGAAAGACCAACGAAAUAAAACAACAGACUUGAAAACCAGUAUCCCUCAGAACCAAAUAACAAUCCGUGGUUAUAAGGACAUCGUAAAGGAAGAGUUAGACCUAAAAUUGUCAUAACGGCAGUUCACGUUUCAUCAAACAAGGCGCUAAUGAUGGAGAAUUUUAGUACGCAAGACUAUGUAUUGCCAAGAAACAAAACCGGGAGACAAGAACGCAGAGGAAAGAACUCAAUCUUUAAUAAACUCUGGAUAAAUCUAAUUACCUCCAACGACUUUGGUUCAAAUUCAUUGCUCGCUUGCUGUUAUCUAGUUGAUUAAUUUUGUUUAGUCUUUGCACCCACCCAAAAUUGCUUUCAAAAUGACUUCGCUAAGUCCAAAGUUUGCGCCAUUUGCCAGCCAAAACUCGUGACGUUGACAAGGAAAUGUUUCCCCUGUCUAGUUUAUUUUACACUUAAUGAUUUUGUCAACUGUAACGAAGUAUCUGCUCAUCACAAGUAACAAAAUAAUAAACUGAUUUCUACAAGGAACAACAUCCUGCAUUAAGUAUUCUGGUAAUAACCGUAGCACGAUCUUGAAAAAUGCAAGCCCGCAGGACGCUUGAUCCCUCCUAUAGCCUGUAUGGGUGGGAUUUGAUAGAUUGUGCUAGCGUAAGUCAUUAAAAGCAUAAUUUUCAUCGAUUUUUUGAAAAAAAAAACUCCGCUUGCAGAAUUUGCCCUUUAUUUUGACUAGUUUUGCAGCACAAAAUUGUCAUUUAUUGAUCAUGCAUCGCAGUUACCUUUUUUGGGCUCGUCAUUUGUCUGUUGGAAAGGUAUUUAGCUGUUUUUACCAAAUUUGAAGACGUUAGUAAAAGUAGAAGCAUGAUUUCUGCAUUUUUGCUAAAAUGAGCAUAAUUUACAAAAACUGGCAUAAUUAUUGGCAUAAUUUAGACAUAUACGAACACUGCUAAAAGCAUAUUAUGCUAUUUUUGGGAACACAAUCUAUAUCAAAGCCUAUGGAUGACUGGGGAAGAUCUGAAUCACUCACUAUUGUAAGGAAACCGAAAACUUUCAUUUCCAUCACAGCACCCGAGGAUACCUAUUUGUUCUAGAAUGAAAAAACUGUUGAGGGGUGAUAAAAAGAUAAAACUGUAGAAACAACUAGCCUUUCUUCCCAGGACAAUUUUGGGCAAUUUAUACAAGACUAAAUACUGUUUUCUUCCAUGAAAGGGCAAAUUAAAGUGACGGCUACAUUUCUGCAGUCACUGGGACCUUAAAAGGCUUGUCAGACGUCAAAAUUAGUUUAUUCAUGAUAUCUAGUUCAGGAUUUACGUAACAUUCCAAAAAUAGAAUCGAAACAAUAACUUUUAUUGCUCCAAAAGUCAGCAGUCGGCCAGUAACCAAUGAACCAGAAGAGAUGGCGACGGCAAGAGAAGACGCGAAAACUCAGGAACUAAACCUCAUCUUUAAGUCUUUAGGAGAGAGAGGGAAUGAAGGUGAUAUAUGGAAGGAAUUUACCGAACAUACUCUGUGUUACUGGUUACAAAAGAUUCCUGAAUUUAUCAGCAAAGCGAUUCCAAACGAAAGUAUCGGUGUCAUGUUUCGACUUUACGGAAGUGCCAUCGAAGACUUGAAAAGCCUAGCAACGGAUGAUAUUGGAGAUCUGGAUAUCGUGAUCAUUCCCAAAUCAGAAGAUUUGUUCAUUCACGACGAAAUGAUCGAAUAUUUACCGCAGCACCCUCUGCACGUUAGAAUCAAAGGCAGGGAUCACCCUCUCUUACAGUCCUGUCUUGUGGAAGACACUCCCUACGUCGCCACUUCAGCCAUCAAAAAUUUCCAUGCUGCGAUUUACGGUACAUCAGCGCCUCAUAUGAUAAAUCAUUUAACUCGCGGCAUUCAGAUAGCAUCUCGAGAAAAUUGGGGCCAAGUCGUUGGGGAAUUGAAAAACAAAGAGGACGGACCGGCUCUUCAGCUGAAGGGUUCCCAGUCAUUUGGUCCUAUUUCUGGGGAGAUGAAAAGGGUGAAUAAUCCUCAGAACUUGGUUAACUGCGACCCAGCUGAGUGGGACUGGUUCGCUCAAUUUUUAACCAACGCCAAUGGAUUUGAAUACAGUAGAGAACACGCUGAAAUUUUGGGCGAAUUCAUGACAUUUGCCAAUGAUAUACAGAUGUCCUGGCAUGAGAGAGGUCUCCUAGGCCAACCUCAGGCGCUCCCCGGUUUUGUGCAAGAGCUGAUUUCCAGCGAGCGCGUUAAGCAGCUCAGGGAACGAGUUGUCACUAUUCAGCAAAGUAGUCAUAAUCAAAACGAAAGCGAACUUAGUGGAGAACACUUGGCGGAAGCGGAACAGCACAGUAAUGAUCAAAGUGUCACGCCAGGAAGCUGUCAGGGAAACGAAACAGGAAGUAAGAAGGAUAAGGUCUUGCAAGAGGCUUUUCUCUCUACCAGUGAGUCAUUCCUCACUCCAAAAAAUUCUCGUGACAGUCAUAACACGGCCGAAAACUUAGGUACGACUUUAAGUCAAUCAACUAUGGGAGAGUUGUCAGAAAGCCCUUACCAGUCAGCACAACACACCAUGCCAAAGAAAGUAAGUGAAACAGGUGUAAACGAGAAAAAAGAACAGGGACGGAAUGAAGACGGCGCCGACGAGAGUGGAAGUGAGUCUAUUAACAUAGAGAAACCGCCCUUUGCAGAAAAAGGGGAGCCUAGCUAUUCAGAUUUCAAGAGUGUUUCAGGUGAAAAAAACAUCCUUUUGGAACACAUACUUGGACCUUUCAGUCAAGAAAGCAAGGCUCCUUGGAAAGAAACAGAUGCAAAAGACGGUAAGAAAGCGACCAUUGCGGGUGGAGUUGAUUUAGUUCCUGCCCUUAGAUGUCCUGGGUGGCCGCGAGUUGCAGAAGAUUGGAUCAAACGAAAACGAAAAUGGCCUUCACCUGACGUGAUUGACAAAGUUUUCCAGGAGGGCUUCCAUUUAGUAGUAAAGCCUCCGAAGGAUGGCGGAAAUCCAAAAUGUGACUUCAGAAUUGCCUUUAACCAUGCAGAAUACCUGUUAAGCCAAGCGAUGAAUGACAUUCAGCGCGACUGUUACCGAUGCUUGAAGAAAUUUCAUCGUGCUUUCCUCAAGGAUCCAAAGGGUUUGGUGACAUUUCACUUGAAGAACCUACUUCUGCAAACAAUCGAGGAAACCGGUGCCGAACUGUGGAUCGAAAGUAACAGAGUCGAGUGCGUGAUGAAGCUCUUCGGAAACCUUUUGCAGGCUCUCACAAAGAAAGAGUUGCCACAUUUUUUUGUGAGAUCUUACAACCUGUUUAGUGAAGAUUACAUUGAUGAUCCCGAGAUUCUUGAUGUAUUGGCUAGAAAAGUUGAGAAGAUCAUGGAAAAUCCCAUGCAAUCAGCUAAACAGUUGAUUCAGAAAGAGGCAUCUGCAGUUCAAGCACCGAUGGAAGAGAAAGGCAUUUUAAGCAACGGACUGGCAGUCAAAACUGCUUCCAAAGCCGACGGAUUUGAUGGCCACAUGGUGCUACCAAGUACUCUAAAAAGGGACGACACUCGUCCAGUUAGCAGCUCGUCAAGGCGGAGCUAUCGCUUUCAUGAUCUGAAAGAUGCCUAUCUUGCCAGCAGCCAAGAGUUAACUGCCAUGGCUUUUAACGCUGAUGAUCUCACAAUUGAAUCCCUCGACCCUCUCACAAGGUCCUUGGUAGGUGAUCUCAAAGAAAUGAUCAAAACCCACAACUUAAACGCU
Molecule: messenger RNA, 9726 nt
Organism: Porites evermanni
Lineage: Eukaryota; Metazoa; Cnidaria; Anthozoa; Scleractinia; Poritidae
Source: the annotation of a GenBank genome assembly